This is a messenger RNA of Cuscuta epithymum, 5410 nucleotides long. NCBI's taxonomy places the organism in Eukaryota, Viridiplantae, Streptophyta, Magnoliopsida, Solanales, Convolvulaceae. The record is from the annotation of a GenBank genome assembly.
AUCUACUCUUAUCUGCUGGUCCGAAAUUCUUGCAAGUAUCAAUGCACAAUACAGAGGCCCAAUUGUAGUAUAAAUGCAGUGCCUCACUAGAUCGAGAAACACAUCCCACACAAUCACACAUCUUGCAACAAAAAAUGGGUGAAAUAAUACAUGGUAUUGUAAAGAGGCCAGUGUUCAAAUCCAAGAUGCAUAGCUUCUGAGAAUCAAGUGAGUAUCAAGUGUGAUCUUCUAACAUUUGGUAUCAGAGCUUGGUGGAUCCUGAAUCAUGUCAAGAGAUACUGGUGGUACUCACAAUGAUGAAGGGCAGUCACAAGAGAAAGGUGACAUCAUUGCACUCAAAUAUCCCAUGCUCACAAAAAGUAAUUAUGCUGCAUGGGCUAUUAAGAUGGAGGUUUACAUGAUGGCACAAGGAGUAUGGGAAGCCAUUGAAACUGAGGGUGUUGUUGAAACACGAAAGGAUAAAAUGGCUCUUGCAGUCAUAUACCAAGGUAUUAGUGAAGAUACCUUGCUUCAACUUGGUGCAAAGAGGACAGCAAAGGAGGCUUGGUCCAUGCUUAAAACAAUGAACCUGGGGGCUGAAAAAGUAAAGGAAGUAAGAACUCAGUCCUUAUGGAGAGAAUUUGAGGCAAUGAAAAUGUCUAAUGAAGAUAGUGUGGAUGACUAUGCUAGUAAACUACAGAUUGUAGUUACUAAGUUGAGGGGACUUGGAAAUGAAGUGAAGGAAGAAAAAAUUGUGAAGAAAUUACUCAGAUCAGCAUCACCCAAGUUCCUGCAGAUAGCAUCUACAAUUGAGGAGUUUGGAGACUUAAAAACCAAAACCAGUGAAGAGAUCAUUGGAUCACUCAAGGCACAUGAAGAAAGGUUUCAGAGUGUUGAAACAAAAACUGAAGAAACUGUCUUGCUAACCCAGGCAGAGUGGAAAGCAAGAGAGGAGAAACAUGCCAAGGAUGUCUCUAGGGAUUUCAGGAGUAAUAGAGGAGGACGUGGUAGAGGACGUGGAAGAGGCUACAACACUUCUCACAAAAGAGAAGAAGAGCCAAUGCAAAAGAGGAAAUUUGAUAAGUCUAAGAUCAAAUGCUAUAAUUGUGGAAAGAUGGGGCAUUUUGCCUCAGAAUGCACUACAGAAGAGAAAGAGGAUCAUGCUAAUUUCAUGAAGGAGGAGGAUUUUGAAGAACCUGCAUUGCUGAUGAUAGAGACAUGUGAGUUAAAUCAAACUCAACCUCUGCAAGAAAAUACACAUGAAUUAAAGAGAAAUGAGGCAAGCUGGUACUUGGAUACCGGUGCAAGCAACCAUAUGACUGGAGACAAAGGAUGUUUCACAAGUAUUGACUCUUCAGUAAAUGGAAAGGUAAGGUUUGGAGAUGGAUCUGUAAUAGAUAUACAUGGUUUAGGAUCAAUACUUUUCCAAUGCAAAAAUGGAGAGCAUUUGGUCCUAACAAAUGUAUACUAUAUACCUAAACUGAAGAGCAAUAUUAUUAGCCUUGGUCAACUUAGUGAGAAUGGGAGCCGGGUGGUUAUAGAAAAGGGAGUGAUGAGAGUCUAUGAUAGUCAUAGUAGGCUCAUCAUCAGAGUUGAGAGACAAAACAACAAGUUGUUCACUGUAAGACUGCAAAUUGCAGAGAAAAUCUGCUUGCUUAUGAACAUUGAAGACAAAUCCUGGCUUUGGCAUGCAAGAUUUGGGCACUUGAACUUUCAAGCACUCAAAAGACUCUCAACCUUCAAAAUGGUGGAAGGCCUGCCUGAGAUCAGUCAUGUAAAUCAAGUGUGUGAUGGUUGUGCUGUAGGGAAGAUGCACAGAACUACAUUUCCAAACAAGACCUCUUUCAGAGCAAAGAAAGCAUUGGAGUUGAUCCAUGGAGACCUGUGUGGGCCUAUCACACCCUCCACACAUGCAGGUAACAAGUAUUUCCUAUUACUUGUUGAUGAUUACUCUAGAUACAUGUGGAUUACUCUUCUGGCCUCAAAGAGUGAGGCAUUAGAGAAGUUCAAGAGAUUUAAGGCAUUGAUUGAAAAUGAAGUGGAGAUGAAAAUCAAGUGUCUUAGAACUGACAGAGGAGGGGAGUUUAACUCAUUUGAUUUUCAAGCUUACUGUGACCAUGAAGGAAUAAGAAGGCAUCUUACAGCUCCCUACUCUCCACAACAAAAUGGGGUUGUGGAGAGGAGAAAUCAGACUGUAAUCGAAAUGGCAAGGAGUAUAAUGAAAAGUAAAGAGGUUCCAGCAAAAUUCUGGGGGGAAGCAGUGAAAACCUCUGUGUAUGUUUUGAACAGGGCACCAACAAAAAGUGUAGAAGGGAUGACACCAUACCAGGCUUUGUAUGGCAAGAUUCCAAACAUUCAACACCUCAGAGUGUUUGGUUGUCUUGCUCAUGCUAAAACUGUCUCACCUCAUCUUACCAAGCUUGAUGAUAGAAGUGUGCAAACUGUCAUGCUUGGCUAUGAGGAUGGGUCUAAGGCAUACAGAUUGCUGGAACCAAUCAAAGAAAAAGUUAUAGUAAGUCGAGAUGUUUUAUUUGAAGAAAACAAGAAGUGGGUAUGGGAAGAUAAAUCAAGUAAUGGUCAGGAAGAUAGUCAAAACACGUUCACAGUGCACCUGAAAAAGAUCAGAACUAUAGCAGCUGAAGAGACUGAGGAAGAAGAGGAGAUGUCAUCUGAAGCAUCAUCUCAUGAUACUCCUAGGUCUCAUACAGGUUCUAGUGCUGCUAGUGAAGGGCAUCAGAAGUUCAGAUCUUUACAAGAAAUCUAUGAUGCUACAAGGGGAAUAGAAGAAGAAGCAGGGCUGUGUUUUCUGACUGAAGAAGAACCCACAUGCUAUGCUGAUGCAUGCAGAAACCAAGAUUGGAAGGAAGCAAUGGAACAAGAAAUUCAUUCAAUUCAGAAGAAUGGAACCUGGGUACUGACUGAUUUGCCACAAAACCAUAAGGCCAUUGGAUUGAAAUGGGUGUUCAAGCUCAAGAGGAAUCCAGAAGGGAAGGUAAUCAAGCAUAAGGCUAGACUAGUUGCUAAGGGGUAUGUACAGAAGUAUGGAGUUGAUUAUAAAGAAGUAUUUGCCCCAGUAGCAAGGUUAGAAACAAUCAGAACUUUGAUUGCAUAUUCAGCACUGAGGAGAUGGGACAUACAUCACAUGGAUGUAAAGACAGCUUUCUUAAAUGGGGAGCUAAAGGAGGAGGUUUAUGUCCUUCAACCAGAUGGUUUCAUUGACAAGAAGAGCCCAAAUAAAGUGUUAAAGCUGCACAAAGCACUUUAUGGAUUAAAACAGGCUCCAAGAGCAUGGAAUGAGAAGCUAGACAAGAGUCUACAAUCUCUGGAUUUUAGAAAGUGUGUGUUUGAGCAUGCAGUUUAUACCAAAAAACAUCAAGAUGAGGUUUUGAUUGUAGGGGUUUAUGUUGAUGACCUAAUUGUCACAGGAUCAAGUGUAGAGUCCAUUGAAAAAUUUAAGAAAGAGAUGAUGGCUGCGUUUGAAAUGAGUGACUUGGGACUACUAAGUCACUAUCUGGGAAUUGAGGUAAGGCAGGAUCCUGAGACUAUUACCCUAUGCCAAACAAGUUAUGCUCAGAAAAUACUUGAGAAAGCUGGUAUGGCUGAUUGCAAUCCAUGUGUACUUCCAAUGGAACCAAGGUGCAGGUUGAGUAGAUUUGAUGGGGAAUCACUUGUGGAUGCAACUCAGUAUAGAAGUAUUAUUGGAUGCCUCAGAUAUUUGGUCAAUACCAGGCCAGAUUUAACUUACUCAGUAGGUGUGGUUAGCAGGUACAUGGAAAGACCAACUGUGACACAUAUGAAUGUUGUCAAACAGAUUCUGAGAUAUGUGAAGGGAACCCUUGGAAUGGGGUGUGAGUACAAAAGGAGUAAGGAAGGCGCAAGUCUGAUAGGGUACUGUGAUAGUGAUCUUGCAGGAGAUACAGAUGAUAGGAAGAGUACGACGGGCAUUCUUUUCUUUCUUGGGAAAAGUCCAAUCACCUGGGUAUCACAAAAGCAAAAGGUGGUAGCAUUGUCAUCCUGUGAGGCAGAGUAUAUAGCAGCAACUGGAGCAGCAUGUCAAGGAAUAUGGCUCACUAAGCUAAUGGAAAGUCUGGAAGGGCAGGAUCAAGAAAGGCCAGUGUUAAAGGUUGACAAUAAAUCAGCAAUUUCUCUGGCAAAGAAUCCAGUUUAUCAUGGUAGAAGCAAGCAUAUAGACACCAAGAUCCAUUUUAUCCGUGAGUGUGUUCAACAUAAUGUUGUGGAGCUUGAGUACACAAGAACUGAGGACCAAUUAGCUGAUAUUUUAACCAAGCCUCUUGGAAAACAAAGGUUCUGUGAGCUGCGAGACAAAAUUGGGGUGAAAGUGGUACAGAAGUGAAGCCAAGUUUAAGGGGGAGAAUGUGGAAGUUAAACUUGUCCAAAUUCAGUUUAUUAUGUUUUCUUUGUGUGUGGGUACUUUAUUAUGUGUGUACUUUUAAGUUGUACGUGUGCAUACUGCACACUAGGUCCAUUAUCAUGAAAAGACUAAAAACAAGGGAGUGGGGGAGUUACUGGGUUCGUGUGUGUGGUAGUUAUCUUGCAUACGUAUUGUAAAUAUAUAUAGGGAGUGUGUGAAAGGGUUUUUUGUAUCCGAUGCUACUGGAUUUUUCCCUUUCAAAAGAUUAAUGCAAGGAAACACUUUGCUUAUUACUCAUCUCAUGCUUUCAUAUACACGGAUAAGUAGUAUGUUGUUUGCUUUGCAGAUGCAUAGCUUCUGAGAAUCAAGUGAGUAUCAAGUGUGAUCUUCUAACAGUUUACAGGUUAUCAAAUGGAGAAGACCCAACAAAAGCUAUAAAAUGAAUAUAGACGCAGCUUUUUCACCUGAUAUGGUUCAAGGAGGCGCUAUUCUGAGAACCCGAUCUGGAGAUUUCGUCCUCAUGAUGAUCUUCAAAAUCGAGGCAUUAUCCUGUGAAGAGGCGGAACUGAAAGUUAUGAUCCAAGCCGCGGAAAUGAUUAUGGAGGAAGGGUAUGAUGAUGUUCAGGUUGAAACGGAUGCUGUCCAUUCCAUUUCUACUCUGUUUAACGAUUUAGGAAAUACCACUGUCAUUCAGAAUUUCAGAAGGAAAGCAUUGGAUAGGGGAUUUUGUUUUACUCAUGUUUACAGGGAGGGUAAUAACCCGGUCCACUAUUUGGCAGCCCACAAGAUUCAUUCAGCCAAGGUCCGUUUUGAGAGGAUUGAUCUGUUACCUAAUACGAUUAAGAGUGCUUAUUAUGCUGAUCUCUUUAAUAUUCUUAGUUUACAUUUUUAAUUCAAUGUAUGUUAAUUUUGGGUCAGGUAUAGCCCCCCAAAAUUUCUUAAAUUUGCUCUUAUUCAUGCAUUUCUCAGAGGUGUGCCUCUGAAGAGAGGUUUUGGUAUAGUCCCCCUCUCUUUUUGUGCUUCAUUUCAUUUUUAAUAAAACUCUGGCAAAUGUUCCCC